AUGGUUGGGUUUUGCAAAAAAGAUAUGUAUAAUCAGAUUGAGAGAGAUAGAAGAGGACAGGAUGGGGAUGUUAAGGAGGCAGAAAAAUUCUUAAUAAGGUUGCGCUUAAAGGAUCCCAAGUUGUAUUGGGGUCACAAGGUUGAUUGUAAUGGGUGGUUGUUGCAUAUAUUCUGGUGUGAUGGUAUGAGUCAAAUUGAUUAUAACAUCUUUGGAGAUGUUGUUGCCUUUGAUGCUACUUAUGGGAGGAAUAAAUACAAAUGUCCUGUUGUAGUUUUUUCUGGUGUCAAUCAUCAUAAACAGACGUGUGUAUUUGGGUGUGCAGUUGUGUCUGAUGAAAAGAAAGAUACUUAUAUAUGGGUCCUUCAACAGUUUAUAACAACAAUGAAGGGUAAGUGUCCUAAUCGUGUGAUUACUGAUGGUGAUAUAUCAAUGAGGAAUGCCAUCAGGAAAGUUUUCCCAUAUGCUUAUCAUCGAUUGUGUGGGUGGCAUUUAAUGAGGAAUAAGUGGGCUUCUACCGUUGAGGAGUGUCAUUUGGGAGGUAAUGUAUGGGUUGAUGAAUUAUAUAAUAAGAAAGAGAUAUGGUGUACAGCUUACAUUAAGGGUAAGUUCUUUGCUGGGUUAAUGACAACCUCAAGAUGUGAGGGUUUACAUUCUCAAAUUGGUAAGUACGUUAAGUCAAGAAAUAACUUGAGAGAAUUUAUGGAGAAUUUUAAGCAAUGUGUUGAUAACAUUCGUAACAAUGAAAAAGAAAUGAAUUUUAAGUCAAGUUAUGGUCAUGUAGUGCCUGUAAGUCAUGCAUUUGAGUUGGAGAAAUUUGCAGCAAUGUGUAGUCGUAGACCAAAACAAUGGAAUGUGUCUUUGGAACCAACAAAAAUGGAGAUAUGUUGUUCCUGUCUUGCAAUGGAGUCUUUUGGUUUACCAUGUCCUCACAUUGUUGCAGUGCUGGUGUCCCUACAAGUUGACUACCUUCCAAGUUGUCUUCUGUUAAGUAGAUGGACAAAAUUGGCAAAGGGAGGUUAUAAAGAAUAUGACAAUGAAAUGAUCAGAAAUACUGAUGAAAGGUCACUACGGAGGAGUUGGUUUGGACUAUUAUGUGAGAGUGGAAGAUUAGUGUUCCAAUUGGCUUGUCAAAGUUACCAUGAGGUUUGUAAUGUUAGAGAAAUUUUGACAAGAGAAAUGCAACAGCUGAAAAGAAAGUAUGGACAUGAAGAGAGUGAUUCAACUAAUUAUAUCAUCAGUGAUAGUGGUGGAAUUGAUGCAGACAACCCCAUUGCCAAAACAAAUAAUACGGUGGGUACGUGCAGUGGUGUUGUUGGAAGGAAACGCAAGCGUGUGACACGGUGUGGUUACUGUAAAGUUGUUGGUCACUCUCAACGGGGUUUUGAUUGUUCAAACACGAUACCUGUUGAAGGAGAAGAAAGUUAA
This is a messenger RNA of Abrus precatorius (Indian licorice), 1425 nucleotides long. RefSeq names its product protein FAR1-RELATED SEQUENCE 4-like. The transcript is spliced from 4 exons. Bases 1 to 1425 code for a protein of 474 amino acids. Gene Ontology annotation, biological process: regulation of DNA-templated transcription. Lineage: Eukaryota; Viridiplantae; Streptophyta; Magnoliopsida; Fabales; Fabaceae. Gene Ontology annotation, molecular function: zinc ion binding. The record is from RefSeq and is a predicted model, not a curated record.